This is a messenger RNA of Medioppia subpectinata, 705 nucleotides long. NCBI's taxonomy places the organism in Eukaryota, Metazoa, Arthropoda, Arachnida, Sarcoptiformes, Oppiidae. The record is from the annotation of a GenBank genome assembly.
AUGUUACAAACGAGUCUCGCAUCGGAUUAUUGCGCAAAGUUUGGCCGACAUUUACUGCAACAUCAGUGCGAACUCACGCCGGAGGCCAUCGAAGGGCCGUAUUAUCUGCCACUGGAUUUGGUCCGCAAAGACAUCCGCGAAGACCGACAGGGAGUGCCGCUGACACUGAAGAUACUGUUGACAAACGCCCGGACGUGUGAGCCGUUGGUGAACGUGUCGUUUGAUAUCUGGCACUGCGAUGCUCUCGGAGUUUACUCCAGUUAUGUAAACGCCAUACCAAACAGCGACUAUCACGAGCCGCGCACCGACAACACCACUUUCCUCCGCGGCCGACAAUAUACCAAUCAAAACGGCAUCAUUCGCUUCAAAACCAUAUACCCGGGUUGGUACGGCGGUCGGGCCACGCAUAUACAUAUGCAAAGCCAUUACGGCGACCGCACUAUACAUACGGGACAGUUGUAUUUUCACGACACAAUCAACAAUAUAAUGGCCAGACUUUUGCCGUAUAAUAUGUCGGAUAUGCCGAGAAUGAAGAAUGAAGAGGACUCGGAGUUUAUGGAGAACAAAGGGGCCGACACUAUCAUCAACUAUAUUAAACCCGUUGAUAUAAAGCGGAUCCAUAAGGGCCUGAAGGGUACGAUUCAUAUCGGAUUAAAUCCAAAAGCAAAGUCCACGUUUGCAUACUAUGGCCGCACUUCUAAAUAG